Molecule: messenger RNA, 468 nt
Organism: Castor canadensis (American beaver)
Lineage: Eukaryota; Metazoa; Chordata; Mammalia; Rodentia; Castoridae
Source: RefSeq, a predicted model, not a curated record
UGCAAGCUCAUGAAAGAAAUCUUGGAUAAGAAGGUUGAGAAGGUGACAAUCUCCAAUAGGCUUGUGUCUUCUCCCUGCUGCAUUGUGACCAGCACCUAUGACUGGACAGCCAACAUGGAAUGGAUCAUGAAGGUCCAGGCAUUUAGAGACAACUCUACAGUGGAAAUGAUGGCCAAAAAGCACCUGGAGGGGAAUCCUGACCACCCCAUUAUGGAGACACUGAGGCAGAAGGCUGAGGCAGACAAAAAUGACAAGGCUGUCACGGACCUGGUGGUGCUCUGGUUUGAAACUGCGCUGCUUUCUUCUGGCUUUUUCCUUGAGGACCCCCAGACCCACUCCAACUGCAUCUACCACAUGAUCAAGCUAGGCCUGGGCAUUGAUGAGAAUGAAGUGACACCUGAGGAACCCAGCACUGCUGUUCCUGACGAGAUCCCCCCACCUGCCUCUGGCAUGGAAGAAAUAGAUUAG